Messenger RNA from Stylophora pistillata, 1733 nucleotides. Its product is annotated as XK-related protein 6. Gene Ontology annotation, cellular component: membrane. The record is from RefSeq and is a predicted model, not a curated record. Lineage: Eukaryota; Metazoa; Cnidaria; Anthozoa; Scleractinia; Pocilloporidae.
CUGUCACGGAAAUGGUAACCGGAAUGACUGGCCAAAAUGACGAAAAGACGGAUGAUGAUGAUGGGAUUUUUACCCCUAACGGAAUACAUGGUACAGAUGAAACGGAUCUUGCUGCCUCGAGGCUCAAUCGCCGUAGCUAUGUUCAUUUGGAAUCGGAAAGAGUUCAUAUCAUUUGGGAUCUUUUCGCCAUAGCAUCCAUCUUGACAUUCAUCGCAGAUAUAACCACCGAUGUAGUAGUUUCCGUGCAUUAUUUCCUUGAUGGAAAAUAUCUUUGGUUUGCUUUAACUUUAGGAUUUGUAAUUUUGUCUUCCCUUGUAAUGCAAAUAUUUUCUGCCAAAUGGUUUCACGAAGAUGGCGAAUAUCAGAAUUGGUGUACGUACUUGAUGCAUCUUUUUCAACUGGGUCCGAUUGUCAGAUACUGGCGUGUCGUUAAAACUGGAUGGCGUACUCGUCAACAAAAUUCAGCUAACACUGUCAAUGUCUAUGAAGUUUAUCUGGCAGAAUGGAGAGACAUAACCAUGUUAAGACUGUUUGAGUGUUUUUUAGAAUCUGCACCACAGUUGGUUCUUCAGCUUUUUAUUAUGGCUCACAAUAAGCGAUUUGAUGCUGAGAGUGAUUGGUUGACAGUAUUUGCCACUGGAAGUUCCUUGGUGUCUCUUGCAUGGGCAAUUGCAGCAUACUACAAAGCUCUCAGAGACUUCUUAAGACAAAGAGAAAGCCACUCAUGGGUUGGAUUCUUUCUUCAAAUAAUUUGGCGUAUGUGUAUGGUGGCAUCUCGAGUUGUAGCACUGGUGUUAUUUGCCUCUUACUAUACCAUUUGGCUGUUUGUGGUGGUAGCCAUUCACUGGCUAGUGAUGACAACUUGGCUAAUUUUCCAGAAAACUAGAUUUUGUGUUGAUGAUAAAGGUAUACGUCAUCUUUGUCGAGAGUAUUUGUUUGAUGCUGUCAUUGGGUUUGUGUAUAUCUUUUGUUUCUUCAACAUCAGGGAAGGUAUGACCCGUAUUCGAGCAAUUCCUUACUAUGUCGUUAUGUUGGGAGAAAACACUGUUUUUGUAGUGAUGUGGUAUCCAUUUAGAACACUUUAUGGAGACAUUGAAAUUGCUGCACUUAGUAUCGUCUGGGGUGCAUUUGGAAUAGGACUCUUGUGUAUGAUUUCUUACUAUUCUUUUUACCAUCCAAGUCUUCCUGUGAAGGGCAUUUGUGUGAAGAAGUCUGGACUCAAUUUGCAAGAGCGUCAACGCAUGACAAUUUGUUGGUGCUGCUUCUGUGAAAUCACAGCCAGACACUCCACUAUGGAAGAAAAUAAUGAUAAAUGCAGACUAGCCAUUCAUCAGAGACCUUUUGAAUCUACAAGAAACAAAAAAGCUACUCGUUCAUAUGGAAGCUUACCAGUUGAUGUGGAAAUUUUACCUGGUAUGUCAAGAGAAAUUCAUUCACCAAUUUAUUUAAAUCGUCAAGAACCAAGCAAUGGUGAGAUUACAGGAAUGCGGGGAAUGUAUGCAAGGUCCUCAUGGUUAUAACUCUUAAAAUAUUCUUCUGUGUGAUGAAGCUCGUGUGAUGACAGUGUUAAGUUCCUGUUUACCUAUGGCUCAUUUACUGCAGACGACAAAUUAAUUUAUUUCUAACUUAUACUAUAGUAUAACAUAUAGUAUUAAUGAUAUACUAUAGUAUAUCAGCCUUUAUUCUAUAGGAUAACAGUUAUUAUUAAAAACUGGAUCAUUGGAUAAUGCAAU